Molecule: messenger RNA, 1448 nt
Organism: Pundamilia nyererei
Lineage: Eukaryota; Metazoa; Chordata; Actinopteri; Cichliformes; Cichlidae
Exons: 4
Coding region: 303-1448 (381 amino acids)
Source: RefSeq, a predicted model, not a curated record
GUUAAGAGGAAACGCAGCAGCUGAGUCGUUCCUCUUGUGUUUGUUUGAAGUGUGUGGCCUAGGCAGCGUGCGUGUUUGGUACACCGCCGUUCGCAGGAACACGGACUCUGUCGACAAAAUUCCCUUUGAACAGAAGCGGGUGUGAGGAAAAUAUAAGUCCUAAUUAUUAAUUUAUAAGGAAGCAUGGACUCUUGCUGAUGACAAGCAACAUUCUCGUGGAUUUCACUAGUCUGGAGUGGAAAUAUGCUGCUGCGUUCAUGUGGAAGCCUCGAAGUAGACGGAAAUUGUCAUAAGUAAGGCGAAUGUGGAUGUAUGCUCUCCAGGGCUUAAGAGCAAGGUGUCCACAUCAUGCCAAUUGUUGUAGAUCCUUAAUUACCACCUCAUCAUCUUCAAGAGACAAAAUGGGUUCCAAUGUUGAACUUGAUAUUGGAGCUGAUAUUUCAGAUGAACAACAUUGUAAGAAUCAAGAAGUGAGAAAUUCAACAAACUGUGGACUGAAGAGGAAACGACAGCGGAAGAUCUCUCCUUAUCCUCACAGCCGUCAACCAACAAAAUGUGAAGAUUUUGAAGUUGAGAAAGCCAAAUCAUGGACAGAUGAAAUGUUUGACUUCAUCAAUAAAGAGAUUGCCUUUUACAAGUCAGACGUAAAGAAGAAAGAGACUUCCAACGCUUCUGGGAUUCAACACUGCACUGGACAACCUCUUGACCAAGACGGGUUGAAAAGCAGCAAAGGAACAGAAUUAUUUCCCAGCUCUAACAAGAAUUAUGAUACAUCUGCAUCAGAGAACUGUUUAAAAGAUUAUCAACAUGUCAUGUUGGAUGUUGCUGCCACUUGCACAAAGAAUGAAGCAGAGAGUCCAGUGACUGUGACAGCAGUGUCUGGGGUCACCGUGCCAGAAGAGACUGAGAAGUACCCAGGAUUAACGGUCCGCUGCAGUUCCUCACAAGGAGAGCGUGAGAGACUCAAAGAAACACCAGGCACUCUACCUUUGUUAUCCAAGAAUGUGAGUUGGGAGAGGGAGGAUGUUAGCCUCAAACCAAUUGAAGGAGUAGGUUUAGGCAGUGGGCCUUGUGUGAUUGGUGGAAAUCAAGAUAAAAAUGUAAACCAACUUCAGAAAAUUGAAGACCAACACUACUGCCAUGUUGAAUCUAAGGAUGCAGUUGCACUUUCCAGCCUAGAUUCAUUAACUGAUAAAACUGAGCUUGGCAAAACGCGAGUCUCUAUGUACCAAAGUGAACAAUCGGUGCGCAACCAAACAAGCUAUAAAAAUGCUGAAGAGGAUACAACUGGUGUGUGUUUACAGGCUUGUUUAAGCGCAUCUCUUCCUUUGAAUAAAGUGAGCAGUGGAGAGCUGUUCAAUGUAACGGUUGUAAAAGAUCCACAAUAUGAAGAUAUUUCAGACACAGAAAAUUUAUCGAAUAUGGACACGAAGAGCUUCUCAGCCUAG